AUCACAAUAGCACGUUAAACCGUAGCAAACUAUCCGGUCCUUGUAGGACCGACAUGAUGAAGAAAUGGGCGUCGCUGGGGAGCAACUUGGCCCGGGGAAAAAUAAAUACAAAAUGGGAAGGGGGGUGAAAAUGUAUACUGACCUACUUCCACUGUUCGUGGUAUAUCAGUUCCUUAGUGAUGAAUGCUCCCCCCCCCCAGAUAUCUGGCAAUGCCUAUGAUUGGGUACAUCAUCAGCCGUGAACCCGAGAAUUCUCCAAAGAAAAUCCAUGAAUCCCUCCCAUCCUCGAUUAACUUAUCGUGAACAAAUUCCCCCUAGAUAAUUUGGGCAUGUGCUUUAUCUUGUGACGUAAGACCAAAUUAUUUUAGAAUCACUUCAGUCCACACAAUGUCUUUUCAGUCAUUUGGAAAAGCAGAUAGAAAAGUAUAUGAAUUCUGUACCCAGUUAGGCGUAAUUCACAAGGUCCAAACCCCUUUCCUAAAUUCAAACUUGUUUAUCUUCCCCGCCGUCCUAAUAUUAAAAUCAGUUGUAAAUAUUCAUGAUGUACUCAACAAAAUGAAAGAUUGCAAUUGGCCAAAAUGGACAGUCGGGCGUAUCCUUUGUUGCUCAGUCUAGUCAAACUUUUGCAUUGAUCAAUACGCUUCUCUGCUGAACCGAACGUUAUUGUUGACAGUACUGCGUUGUUAUUUUGAUCCCUGUCCUGUUAUCAUGCAUGCUCUUGACAUGUUAAAAUACCUCAGCGAUAAUGUGAAUGGAUCUAAAAUUCUCCGGCUCCUAACAUAUAUUCGUUCCAAAUGGCACAUUUUUAUAUCAACCGAACAUUAUUUGCAUGUCGCGUGUACGCGCGACUGCAGUCAAUGCGUGCAACAGCGCGAGAGGGUACUCCGUAUUGCUCAAUUGUGAGUACCCCUCCCUGCAUAAUGAUUGGUUUGGCGCGUUGGUUGCUUUGCCCUGCCGUGCCCUAUCCAAUGCCUUGUGCGUGCGUUGUGUGUAGCGUAGCACUGGUUUUGAAUAUAUCCCAGCAGUGCAUAAAUACAUGGGUCGUCUGCAUGCUGGCUGGCUGCACGGUGGUGGUGGUGUGUUAGGGGAUCGCAGUUGACGCGUCAUGUUAAUAGCGCCAAAUCGGUUUGUUCAAGUUGGGUUACUGGCGAUAUAACCCAAUCCAGUGCCCAAACCCCUACCAGUGGCUGGGGCAGCCCGCGUGCAUUGAUUUCCCCCUUCACCACGAACCUAGCAGUGUGCUCACUUGGCUUGGCCGGUGCAUGUGCAGGUAGUGGACAUUCGCCCGUUGCGCUUGGGGAGGAAAUUUGCCGGAGAUUUGGACCGUGUCUCUUGUUAGCAUCUGAGGUUGUAUUGUGUGUGGUGAGUAACGACGGGCUUUUCGGUGAGCUUUUUUUUUUAUACUUCGGGUGAGAGCCUCAGCGUACGUGCCACCGAUUCACGCUGCCACACAGCCAGGUUUUAUCGGCUACCAACAAACAACUGACUCGACACGAGGAGAACUGGGACUGCCGGGAGAGUCAGACUAUGGAGCAGACGGGAGCAGCGAUGAUGGGCCGGAGGAUUGAGCUGGAGUGCCGGGGAAACAGUCCCGAAACGGUCAAAGAAUUGAACUUGGACAACUGUCGGAGCGACAAGGGGGCAAUUGAAGGUCUCAGUGAGAGGUUUGAUUCUCUGGAAGUGUUAAGCCUCAUCAACACAGGUCUUACAACCUUGAAGAACUUCCCUGCACUCCCUAAUCUCAGAAAGCUUGAGUUGAGUGAGAACAGAAUAUCGUCGGGUCUGGGGGUCCUGGCUAAUUGUCCCAAAUUAACACACUUAACACUGAGCAAUAAUAAAAUCAAAGACUUGGAAGCGUUAGAGCCCCUGAAAAAGCUAGAAAACCUCCAGGCAAUCGACCUCUACCAUUGUGACGUCACAAACAUUGAGAACUACAGGGAAAAGGUGUUUGAGUUACUUCCGCAGUUGAAGUAUUUAGAUGGUCUGGACAGAUACGACAAGGAAGAGAAUGAUUCUGAGGAGGAUGAACUAGACGACGACGUCUCGGGGGAAGAUAGCGGAUCAGAGAACGACGAGGAAGAUGAGGAUGAAGGUGAUGUUGGAAGCGAUGUGGUCGUGGAGGAUGACUCUGACGAGGAUUCAGAUGAAGAUGAUGAUGCAAACGUGGACGUCAGCGACGAUGAUGAUGACGACGACGAUGACGACGAUGACGACGACGAUGAAGAAGACGAAGACGAAGAUGAAGAAGAUGAGGAUGGAACGGGAGGCAAAGUGGAUGACGGAGCCAGUGACAGCGGCUCAGAACCAGGGCUUGAAUACCUUCAGAAGUCAGACUUAGUGGAUGACGAUGAUGAAGAGGAUGAUUUCAAUCCUGACGGGGAAGUGGACGAAGAUGAGGACCUCGAUGACGAAGAGGAAGAUGGUGUGGAAGCUGAGGUUGAGCAACGGGGACAGAAGCGGAAACGAGACCCCAAUGAGGAGGAUGAGGAUGAUGACUGAAACUAAUUGUUUCCAUAGCAACGGUGACUGUUUUGUUGAAUUCUUUUAUUUUUUUUCCCCUUGGAGAUUGCUUACUUGGACUUGUACAAAGACAGAAUUUAAAAAUCAAGGUAAUUGUUGAGUGACUACCAUUUUUUACGAAUUGAAAAUGUGCUUACCCACCGGACAAAGGUCUUGCAAGUUCGGCUUGCACCUAGGACAGUAGAAAAAAAAAAUCCACAACUGACAGACGCCACUUUGAAUUUGAGUAAAUGAUGUGUUUGAGAAAGUUGAUCAAUUGUUGGUCGUCUAUUUUAAAGUCUUAUUUAUGUGAUUUGGUUGGUUUUUAUUUCUCUGCUGAUUGUAACCGUUGUCUGGCUUUCUUUCCCCCGUAGCCAAACAGCAGUGAAAAAAAAAAAUCAGCACCUUGGUUGGGCUGGGUAAACAUUUUUAUAUGAGACCAAAGAGAUUGGAACAGUUGGCGUUGUGUAAGGCUUGCAUUUAACGUGACAUCUCCGUGUAAGUAACAUUCAAACGGGUUGUUAUUGUGGAUUAGGGUGGGGAUUUUUUUUUUCCUGAAGUAAUUUUGUUGUACAGUUGAAAUGACUGAUAUAACUUUUCCGUACUAUCCUGAAACUGUGGCUUGACUGUACAUUGUUUCAUAAAUAAAUGGAUAUUGCCUAAGUGGCUUCUUUUGGAAGGGUUGAUGAAGCAGCGUUUCCAAGAGAUUUGUUGAUUUGUCAGAAAUUCAGGCCAGUUACUUCUUCACACCAGAAUCAGUUGGUGAGCAUUUAAUAAGCGCCUUAAAUUCGGCUUGUAUUUGGUGUUCCUUUGUGGGGUUGAUGUAUCAUCUGCACAUUUGUAGCCAGGGUAAAACUAUGUUUUUGAAAAGCCAGGCCUUUUUUUUGUCAGUAGGUACAGCUGAAGUGGCAGGCUUUGUUGCAGUUCCUCUUAGAUUUGCCUUCCUUAGUCAAAGGGUCUGCAGAAGAUUUGGUAUUAUGUAGAAAACGCACCGCCUGAAGGUAUUCUCUGAUCACAGGAAUGCUUGUUUAUUACAGGUGGUUUCACAUCUUAUUUCUGGGGUGGUUUACCCACUUACAGACAUUUCUUUCCAAGGAUCGGUUUAGGUUUCUUCCUUGGAAAUUUCACCAUUACCAAACCUAUUUCAAAACAGGAGAUCUUCCUUUUCAGACUUCAGAGUUGCGUGCCUGUAUAAAAAAACCCAAGAUACUAUUGUAUCAUUUUGUAGAAACUUAGGAAAGUUUGGGAAACAAGCCCAGUACAUGUACCUUGCAGGUGUCAUCAUUUUCUGGUACUAGGAUUAAAAUUGACCUUAACUUUUCAUGGUUUAGGAAAUACCUGGAGAGUAAAGGGAAGGUUUGACCAAUACCAGAACAAGAUUUUCUUGUACAUUUAGGAAGCUUUAUCCCUUCAGAGAAACGGCGGAACAUUAAGCUUGCUGCUGCUCUGACAAAAACUGCCAAAGAUCAGAUUUUCUAUUAGGCCCUUCCGCGGUCAUGGGGGGAAAGGACCAUUUUCUCUGAAACAUUAACUCCAAAGUGCACCCUCCAAAUCUUGGACGCGGGGCUCCAGUCCAGUGCAUCUUACUCGUUCAUUCUUGACGUUGUAUCAAAGAUGGGGCUGUCAGGUAUUUUUCUUUUCUUCAAAGCUGCAGAGUAAAUGCAGGUAAUGGUCGGAAUAUGUGCAGUUUUAUGCAUGCUUUCUAAAUACCCAGAUGAAUCUUCCCAUGUGCUUUUCCUUUUUGCGGGAUCCCAAAGAUAUGCAUUGUUUGAACAGUGCCAGAAAAACCCCAAGCUCCUCCAUUUUUGUAAAUUGUGUAAUUAUGUUAACACUGGUUGCAGUUGGUUUUAACGAUAGUUUAAAAAGUAGUGGGUAGUAUUUUGCAAAUGAAAUUACAAUCAGCCAGUCGAGGUUCUUAAAAAAAGUUGAUUUUUGUAGUUGAGGUUUUUAUUUUCCUGUUGUCCUGGUGACACCAGGAUGUGGGACCACUUCACGCUGUCAAAUGUCAAGUUAUAGUACUUUUUGUUUGAUUGAAUAUGAAUGGUUUUUAAAACUGUUCAAAAUAUAAAUUUGUCAGUGGAGACCAUGGGUUUCUUAGGAAUCAAUUUGAUGCGAGAUCAAAGAUCGUGAUCUGUGAGACUUCGAGUUUUCUAUAAAAAAAACUGCAGCAUUUUUUUUCCUGGAUAGAAGAUAUGCCCACAUAUAAUCCACAACCACGUUUUAUGUUCUGAAGUACAUGUAAUUUGUUUUCAAGGUUUUUUUUUUUAAAUUUGCAUUUGUACAACAUACCAAAAAAAAACUGAAUGAAGGGCAGCAUAACCUAAUGGUACCAAAAUCUUAAAUAUGUUCCGUUUCCUCUGACCUUUCUGAAAAGUGAGAACACAACUAGCCUGGCUUCCAUCACGUCUGUAAUUUCUUGUUUUUACAUCUGAAUGGUGUACCUGUAUGUAGUAUAUCAGCUUUUAAGUCCAAACGUUAUCUGGCGGCCAGGCUUUAUACUGUUGAAAGUUGAUGAAUAUUCACGAUGUACAUUAUUACUAUUGUGACCCUUGGAUGUUAAGCCACUCCCACUUUUCUUGUCAACACAAUAGAUGUUCCUUCUGUUGUAAUAAAUUUUUAAGAAACCCAUGAUUUGGGGUCUUCAAUUUGGUGAAAUAAUGUGUUUUGAGGUAAAGUAGAAUGUAAUAAGUUAGCACAAGUUUGUUUUUCUUUAAAAAUUCAGAAACCACGGCAAAUGGAAGGAUGACCUUAAAACAUACUUUCUCAUUGACAGUUUCCAGAGUUUUUGUCGUAAACUAAAAAUUCUUCCUAUAAUCAACUUUAGAGAACUCCUAAUUUGGUUGAAUGCCAAAUACAUUCAAUAAUUUCAUCAA
Acanthaster planci (crown-of-thorns starfish) is the source of this 5372-nucleotide messenger RNA. RefSeq lists its product as uncharacterized. Gene Ontology annotation, cellular component: nucleus. Gene Ontology annotation, biological process: regulation of apoptotic process. Gene Ontology annotation, molecular function: histone binding. Lineage: Eukaryota; Metazoa; Echinodermata; Asteroidea; Valvatida; Acanthasteridae. The record is from RefSeq and is a predicted model, not a curated record.